AUGGGUCGUAUGCAUGCUCCAGGUAAAGGUAUCGCAAGCUCAGCCUUGCCAUACCGACGUACACCACCUUCAUGGUUAAAGACUACACCCGAAGACGUUUGUGAGCAAAUUUACAAGUUUGCAAAAAAGGGCAUGACACCUUCGCAAAUUGGUGUACAUCUUCGAGAUUCACAUGGUAUUGCACAAGUGAAAAAUGUUACCGGGAAUAAGAUUCUACGUAUUCUAAAGUCGAAUGGUCUAGCACCGGAGAUUCCCGAAGAUCUCUAUCAUUUGAUCAAAAAAGCUGUUGCUGUUCGUAAGCACUUGGAACGUAAUCGUAAGGAUAAAGACUCCAAAUUUCGAUUGAUUUUAAUUGAAUCAAGGGUUCACCGUCUUGCCAGAUACUACAAAACAGCAGGACAACUUGCACCAAACUGGAAAUAG
Messenger RNA from Cetraspora pellucida, 423 nucleotides. NCBI's taxonomy places the organism in Eukaryota, Fungi, Glomeromycota, Glomeromycetes, Diversisporales, Gigasporaceae. The record is from the annotation of a GenBank genome assembly.